AAUAAUGGUAGAUAUUUGUUAAAUUUAUCAUUUUCAGUUCAUCGAGUCAAUGCCUCAUUCGGUAUGAAAAGAAAAGAACUCGAAGAGUUACAGCAAAAAGUCAUAUUCAAGGUAAUGUUCCCAAAGAUGGUUGAAAACAAAGAGUUUCUUGAUUGGUUGGUCGCCCAGAAGUUCGAUCUCGCAUUUUCUCAUAUUUACGAUGUCUGCCAUAUAGGGCUGAUCCACUAUGCCAAAAUCCCUUCAUGGAUAUGGCUGAACAGCGGCGGUUUGAUGGAUUUUGUCGCCUAUCAUCUGGGUGUACCCACAGUACCCAGCUAUGUUCCACCCCUUAUUAUGGAAAGCACUGAUGAAAUGGAUUUCGUGCAGAGAAUGAAAAGUUUCAUUGGACACUCGAUCACAAUGAUCUCUGACCCAGAAACGGAAAUCUUCCGCGAACUUGUCGAUCCGAACUUUCCUGACAUCGUCGACAUUGCCAAGAUGUGCCCAUUGGUGAUGGUGAACUCGAACGAACUGUACGAGUUAACUCGGCCAAGUCUCGCCAAAGUUAUCAAUAUUGGAGGUGUGGGCAUCCAGAUGAAAGAUGCCAAGCCACUGAGCAAGGAAUUCCAAGAAGUUGUUGACAAUUGUGAAGGUCUUGUGGUAUUUUCGUUCGGCUCAGUGACUCCAAGUCAUCGAAUGCCAGCUGAAUGGAAAAAAGCAUUUUUGGAGGCAUUUUCUCGCUUUCCAAAACUCAACUUCGUGCUCAGAUAUGAAGGAACCGACUUGAAUGAUCAGCUCCCGAAAAACGUAUAUUUAUUCAAAUGGUUACCUCAAGCUGACCUUCUCAGGCAUCCCAAGACAGUGGCCUUCAUAUCACAUGGAGGCUAUAACAGCCUGCAGGAAGUCAUCACAGCCGGCGUUCCACUGAUAACGGUAGCUCUGUUUGGGGAUCAGCCUCGAAACGCCAAGCUGGCAGAAAGGCAUCGCUUUGCUAUCAACAUAAGAAAAGGCGAUCUUAGUGCUGACACCGUAGCCGAAGCAUUACAACGACUUAUGACCGAUAAGAGUUACUCAAAAAACGUUAAACGGUUGUCGGAAAUGGUGAAGAGGAAGCCUGUGAGCCCGGAUCAUCUUCUCGUGGCAUGGGCGGAAUUCGUGGCUGAAUUUAAGACUUUAGAAAACCUUGUGCCUGCUGGUACAAAACUCAAUUUUAUUCAGUACCAUUCACUUGACGUUAUUGUAUUUUUGUUAACCAUUUUGACCGUAGUCCUUUUUGUUUUAUGGAAACUGUUGAAAUUUAUUUUAUUGAAAUUAUACGCUUUAUUAUUUCGAGCUACGAAAGAAAAACAAAUGUAA
Molecule: messenger RNA, 1335 nt
Organism: Haemonchus placei
Lineage: Eukaryota; Metazoa; Nematoda; Chromadorea; Rhabditida; Trichostrongylidae
Source: the annotation of a GenBank genome assembly